GGGCAGCUUCUCGUCUUCCCCUUGGCGUCCUCAUGCCUCGGCAGUGCCCCGGCGCCUUCCCUUCGCCCCGGGCGCAGUAGCCAUGGCCGCGGUGGCAGUCCUCCGGAACGAUUCCCUCCAGGCUUUCCUCCAGGACCGCACCCCCAGCGCCUCCCCAGACUUGGCCAAGCACUCGCCCCUGGCGCUUCUGGCCGCUACUUGUAGCCGAAUCGGGCAGCCGGGCGCAGCGCCCUCGGAUUUCCUGCCGGUCUCCUACGACCCGACGCUGGGAUCCCCCUCUAGGAUCUUCCACCCGUGGAGCGGCGAGAUGCCAGCGCACUCCCCGGGAGGGCUGCCGCCGCCGCAUCCCAGCUUGGGGUUGACCCCUCAGAAGAACCACCUGCAACCCUCCUUCGGGGGUUCUCACGAACUGCCUCUCACCCCCCCGGCUGACCCCUCCUAUCCCUACGAGUUCUCCCCCGUCAAGAUGCUGCCCUCCUCUAUGGCCGCCCUGCCGUCCAGCUGCCCGCCCGCCUACGUCCCCUACGCCGCCCAGGCCGCCCUGCCGCCCGGGUACUCCAACCUGCUGCCGCCCGCCCAGCCCUGCCGGCAACUGUCGCCCAACCCGCCGCCCGAGGACAUCCCCUGGUGGAGCAUCCAGCAGGCCAGCGCCCCGGGCGGCUGCGGCCACCGCUUCCCCGCAGCGGCGGCGCUGCCGCGGAGCCUGGUGCUGGGGCACUCGGACUUCGCUCAGUACCAGACGCAGAUCGCCGCCCUGCUGCAGACCAAGUCUCCCCUGGCGGCAACGGCCAGGAGGUGCCGCCGCUGCCGCUGCCCCAACUGCCAGUCGGCCGCGGGCAGCGCCCCUGAGGCGGAGCCGGGCAAGAAGAAGCAGCACAUCUGCCACAUCCCCGGCUGCGGCAAGGUGUACGGCAAGACCUCGCACCUGAAGGCGCACCUGCGCUGGCACACGGGCGAGCGGCCCUUCGUCUGCAACUGGCUCUUCUGCGGGAAGAGCUUCACCCGCUCCGACGAGCUGCAGCGGCACCUGCGGACUCACACGGGCGAGAAGCGCUUCGUCUGCCCCGAGUGCGGGAAGCGCUUCAUGCGCAGCGACCACCUGGCCAAGCACGUCAAGACCCACCAGAACAAGAAGCUGAAGGCGGCGGCGGACGGCGUCAAGCGGGAGGACAGCCGCGACCUGUGACCGCCGGGACAGCCGGUGGCUGCUGCCUCCGCGGGCCGAGCCGAGCCGAGCCGAGCCGCGGCGGGACCCGGGCCGGGGGGCGUUUCUCCGCCGGGGGCAGGGCGGCGGGGAGAGGGCGGCUGGCUCUCGGACUCUCGCCGGGCACGUCGAGCAGUACCCCGGCUGGGGGCGGCCCCCGCGGACCCUCAGGCCCAGGACUGGACGCUCAUAGGGCCCCGGGGCCGUGGCCGCUCUGGAGCGCGGCUGAGGGGGGGAGCCGGGCACUGGGGCACGAGCGGGCCGGCCGCGGGGGUCGAGGCUUACAGACACCUCGGGGUGAGGUGACAGCGCCGGUGUGGCCGUGCUGGGGCUCGGCCUUCGUGCUUUCAGGGUAACAGACUGAAGUUUUGUGUACAGGUUAUUUAAUAGUUACGUUUGAAUACACGUGUUCCCCUCCGUCUUCGACCCCGCGCGGGGUCUAGCAUGAGAUGUUUCUGUAAAGCGACCCGCGACCGCAGCGUGAAAUAAACACGUUCACACCGGGGUCAGCA
Messenger RNA from Zonotrichia leucophrys gambelii, 1716 nucleotides. RefSeq names its product Sp5 transcription factor (gene SP5). Gene Ontology annotation, biological process: regulation of transcription by RNA polymerase II. The record is from RefSeq and is a predicted model, not a curated record. The transcript has 2 exons. Lineage: Eukaryota; Metazoa; Chordata; Aves; Passeriformes; Passerellidae. Gene Ontology annotation, molecular function: RNA polymerase II cis-regulatory region sequence-specific DNA binding; DNA-binding transcription factor activity, RNA polymerase II-specific. The coding region runs from base 83 to 1186 and encodes 367 amino acids.